Chinchilla lanigera (long-tailed chinchilla) is the source of this 1432-nucleotide messenger RNA. RefSeq names its product alpha-1-antiproteinase S-like. The record is from RefSeq and is a predicted model, not a curated record. Gene Ontology annotation, molecular function: serine-type endopeptidase inhibitor activity. Lineage: Eukaryota; Metazoa; Chordata; Mammalia; Rodentia; Chinchillidae. The transcript has 5 exons. The coding region runs from base 112 to 1353 and encodes 413 amino acids. Gene Ontology annotation, biological process: negative regulation of endopeptidase activity.
UCACUAGCAGCCUCCCUGUCGCCCCUAAGCAUCGCUGCUUAAAUACAGACAAGGACAGGGCUCCGUCUCCUCAGCCUCCGUCUCCACCACCAGCCCCGGACUGAGUCGACAAUGCCAUCCUCUAUCUCUCGGGGCCUCCUGCUCCUGGCAGGCCUGUGGUGCCUGUUCUUUGGCUGCCUGGCUGAGGAUGCUCAGGUGACAGACUUACCUGACCAUGAGCAGGAGCACCUUGCCUGCCACAAGAUCGCCCCAAGUCUGGCUGAGUUUGCCUAUAGCAUGUACCGGGUGCUGGCUCAGCAGUCCAACACCAGCAACAUCUUCUUCUCCCCCGUGAGCGUGGCCUCAGCCUUGGCCAUGCUCUCCCUGGGAGCCAAGGGGGACACUCACACCCAGAUCCUGCAGGGCCUGGAGUUCAACCUCACGGAGACAUCUGAGGCUGACAUCCACAACGGCUUCCAGAACCUUCUCCACAUCCUCAACAGGCCCAACAGCAAGCACCAGUUGACCACCGGCAAUGGCCUCUUUGUCAGCUUGAACCUGAAGCUCGCAGAGAAGUUCUCGGAGGACAUCAAGAAACUUUACCAUGCAGAAGCCUUCCUCACCAACUUCAGCAACCCCGAAGAGGCAGAAAAACAGAUCAAUGCCUAUGUGGAGAAGGGAACCCAAGGGAAAAUUGUGGAUUUGGUGAAAGACCUGGACAAAGACACACUUCUUGCCCUGGUGAAUUACAUUUUCUUUAGAGGCAAAUGGGAGAAACCCUUCGAGCCUGAGCACACCACGGAAGAGGACUUCCACGUGAAUGGGGAAACCACCGUGAAGGUGCCCAUGAUGAACCGCCUGGGCAUGUUCAGAGUGUUUCACUGCAGCACGAUCCAAAGCUGGGUGCUGCUCAUGGACUACCAGGGCAAUGUCACCGCCCUCUUUUUCCUGCCAGAUGAGGGGAAAAUGCAGCACCUGGAGAAAACGCUCACCAAGGAACUCAUCUGCAAGUUCCUGGGCAAGACAGAGAAAACGUCUGCCAAUGUGCAUCUCCCCAAGCUGUCCAUUUCUGGAACCUACAACCUGAAGACUGUCCUGGGCAACUUAGGCAUCACCAAUGUCUUCAGCAAUGCUGCUGAUCUCUCGGGGAUCACGGAGGACGCUCCCCUGAAGCUCUCCAAGGCCAUGCAUAAGGCAAUGCUGACCAUAGACGAGAAGGGAACAGAGGCUGCGGGGGCCACAGUGCUGGAGGCGAUACCCAUGUCUAUGCCCCCUGAAGUGAACUUCAACCGUCCCUUCGUCGUUGUCAUCGUCAGCCACUCCACCGACAGUCCCCUCUUCUUGGGCAAAGUGAUGGAUCCCACACAGAAGUAACUGCCAUCAGGCUUCGGUUCCCCAAUCAGCCCAAGUCCCCUCCCUGGUGACAUUAAACAACAUUAACGCCUUCGUGUGA